UUAAAAAUGUGAUAUACUCCGACUUCUAAAAACUGUCCAAGUGCUUUCUAUUAAAACGUUUAUUGUUACGAUCGCGUUACGUCAUUAAUUAUGUCAUAUAUUGAGGCAUAAAUACGAUUAACGUAUUGAAAAGUUCACCAUUUUUGGGGGUAAAACAUAAAAAAUUAGAUUUUUAAAAUCAUGCAUUAGACGAAAUAUUUACUCUUAACUUGCGAUUUUACUAUGCUAACACUGCAACUAUACACGUUAUUAUAACUAUAUGCUAGUUCGUAAAUACAUAACAUACACGAUGAUACGCCUACCAUUUUCAAAAUGAAGUACUGCUUGUAUGUGCUUAAGGAGUACAAAUGAAUUCGGACUAAUAUUUAUUGAUUAAAUGUGAAUGCGAUAAAGAACCAUAUUCGCACAAUGCGAUUAGCAUUAGGAUGUACAGGAGGUAAAAUUAAAAGAUUUACAAAUGCUAGAAAUACUGUUAUAAACUAUAAAAAUGAACCUUUCCAUACUAACCCCGAUACUAUCCUGAAAUCAGCUGUUACAAGCAGACGAUAAGCAGGAUAUGGAAAUUAGUGAAACAGAUGUACAGAUAACAAAUCGUCCCAUUGACUUUAUUUCGGUAUAUGUCAAGGAAGAGAAUGAUGAAUGCGAAACAGACUUUAAUGAUGUUGAAAUUAUUGCUGCAGCACAGCAUUUUUGUUCUAUUGAAAUAAAAGAAAGCAAAUGUUACGAUAAAAAUUAUAAACGAGGAGAGUUUAAUAUAGAUAAUGAUAAUAACUGGGAAGAUAGGAAAAAUAUAGAAUCACCCAAUUCUAAUACAGAUGCUAUGCAAUCUAGCGAAGCUUGUAAUAUUGGUAGCAUUCUAACAGACUCUAUUUGUCUGGAUACAUUAGAUUCUGAUGCUACAAAUGAUCAAAUUAAAAAACAGAUUAACCAGCCUUCUGAAGUUUUUGAAUCUCAAUCGGAAGAUACAGAAACAAAUUAUAAUAUCUCGACCGUUGCUACGUCUAAUCAAUUUUUAGAAAGCUUGAGUCUAGAUAUAAAAAAAGAAAAUAAACAAUCAGCUCAUAAAUCUAAUUCCGAUGGAAUUUAUAUGACAGAAUGGUUAUGCGAUGUAAACAGUGAUGCAAAUCUACGAUUAAAAGUUUUAAAAAACGAUAAACAAGAAGUACAAAUUCCCACUGACAUCGAAGCUACAAUUACACCGAUAGCUAUUUGUAAGGAUCAAACAUUAGACCACAGUGGUAGUUUGACAAAAGAAGAAACUAAGAAAUACAAUACAAGUAAGAAAAGAACAAAAUUAAAGUCAUCGACAAUAAAUGAUUACGAAGAAAGAUUAAGGAAAAAAGCUGAAUGCAUGAGAGAAAAACGAAGAAAGUUAUAUGAAAAUGAAAGUGAGGAGCARAGAAUACAAAGACUUGCAAGAGAAGCUGCCAAAAGACGAGAAAUGAGAAUGUAUUACGAAACUCCAGAACAAAGAAGAAAACGGCUUGAUGCUGAGGCAGCAAGAAAAAGGCAAUAUAGAUUGUAUAACGAAACACCGGAUGAUAGAAGAAAACGAUUAGACAGAGAGGCAGAAAGAAGAAGAAUUAAGCGUCUCUCUUUAUAUGCCAGUGAAUCCCCAGAACAACGCAGAGAAAGGUUAAACAGAGAAUCAGCCAAAAGAAGAGAGGCUAGAUUAAAUCAAUAUGCAAAGGAAACGGAGGAAGAAAGGAAGGAAAGACUACGCAAAGAUGCUUUAAGAGCCCGAGAAAUAAGAUUCACAAGAUCUGCAGUAGAAACCGAAGAGGAGCGUAGACGAAGUUGGAACAGUAUUAUCACUGAUCUACCAAACUAGAAAUGACUGUACAAGACUUAUUAGUAAUAAUAUUUUAUAGAAUGUAAAUAUUAUAUAAUUUAAUAUGAAUUAUCAUUUUUUCAAUUUUCAAGCUUUGUUAAUUUAUGUAAAUAUAUUGAGCUUCCAAAUUAAACAUUAAAAUAUUUAUGAAUGUGUGUGUCAAAGAAUUUUAAAUGAAUAUGUGAAAAAGAUACUAUUGUUGUCUAUUGGCCUUCAUAAAAUUUUUAUUAAUUUCUAAAUGUUAUUGAUGAAUUGAACAAUAAAUUAUAUAAUUUUUAAUCUUAAGCGACACAUAUCAUGCAUCUAAAAAUAUGUUGAUUAAAAUAUAAAUUAGAUACUGCUUUGUAAUAAAUGUUUGUUAAAAUAUAUAUUGUAAAUAAUUAAAAACAAAUUAUUCUUGCCAGUGCCUUUUGUUCAAUAUUAUUUAUCCAGAUCAUUUGAUUAUUAUCAAUGCUUUAUCAUAUAUCUGCGUUAAUAUUAAUCUAUAAUUCUUCAAAAAGUUCGUCAAUGGUGUGCGGAUAUACAUAAACAUUAUGUACUUUUUACAAUCCAUUUAUAAUAAAUAAAAA
This is a messenger RNA of Polistes canadensis, 2400 nucleotides long. Its product is annotated as calponin homology domain-containing protein DDB_G0272472-like. NCBI's taxonomy places the organism in Eukaryota, Metazoa, Arthropoda, Insecta, Hymenoptera, Vespidae. The coding region runs from base 557 to 1831 and encodes 424 amino acids. The transcript has 3 exons. The record is from RefSeq and is a predicted model, not a curated record.